UUGACCUGGAAAUGCCAAUUGUGACUGUUAACAAGCCAAUACCAGAUGAUGACGAGGGAGUUCUAAGCAAGGUAGUUGUGACUCAAGAAUUAUUAGAUAAUGUAGGCUUAGUUAGACUUGAACACAUUACCGUUACCAUAAACAUUAACCAUACGCGUAGAGGUGAUAUUGAGGUAAAUUUAAUAAGUCCAAAUAAUAUCAAUUCGAUACUUGGUGCAGCAAGGAGAUACGAUGAACAUAACGAAGGAUUAACCAACUGGACUUUCAUGACUUUGAAACAUUGGGAUGAAUCACCUAUCGGCGAGUGGACAAUUCAAGUGAGAGACAGGCAAAAUCCACAGCAUAGGGGUAUAUUCAUAGAUUGGUUGAUUAAAUUUUGGGGAGAAAGUGUGAAUACCACGUCACCUACCUCUAGUGUAGUCGUUAGUUCAACUAGUGUUUCGACUAUAUUAUCAACUGAAAGUUCAACGAUUUCAACUUCACCUACGUCGGAAUAUACCACAUCAAUAUCUUCUACUUUACCUGUAGUGAUAGCUACCCCUACGGAAGAAAAUUCCAAUUCUACGUCAGAAACAAUGACCACUGAAUCGAAUGGUUGGAUUUUGACUGGGGUCGGAGUAUUAGUGACUUUUAUACUCUCUGGGAUGACAUACUUUGCAUGUGUUACAAAGAGAAGGUUCUGGAACAUUACUAACAGAAAAUUCAGGAAAUUCUUUUCACGAGAUACUUAUGAAUCCGUGUUACAAUCGGGAGAUGCAAAUGGAGUGGAUGAUUCUAUUCCUCUUAACAGAAGUAACAAGCAAUCUGCGUCGGAAAAUAUGUUUGACACUUUUGGUGAUUCUUCUGAGGAAGAUGAUGUCGAAAGUACUCAUGUUGUAUUCGAGAGUUCUUACAUGGAUGAAGAUACGAAUGAAGAUGAAAAAGGCGAUGGCGAUUCGAACAAUGGUGUGAGGGUUGAGCAUGAAGAGGAUGAUGGUAAUCCAGGCGGUUCAAGCAGCGAGAUGCUCCAACAAGGUGAGAAUAUUUAUAACAGAGGCUGGAAUAUUUCGAUAUGA
Messenger RNA from Acaulospora morrowiae, 1055 nucleotides. Lineage: Eukaryota; Fungi; Glomeromycota; Glomeromycetes; Diversisporales; Acaulosporaceae. The record is from the annotation of a GenBank genome assembly.